Pipistrellus kuhlii (Kuhl's pipistrelle) is the source of this 3724-nucleotide messenger RNA. RefSeq names its product RUN and FYVE domain containing 4 (gene RUFY4). The record is from RefSeq and is a predicted model, not a curated record. Bases 740 to 2245 code for a protein of 501 amino acids. Lineage: Eukaryota; Metazoa; Chordata; Mammalia; Chiroptera; Vespertilionidae. The transcript is spliced from 11 exons. Gene Ontology annotation, biological process: positive regulation of macroautophagy.
GGGAGGACCUGGGCUCCAGGAGGCAGAGCACGCCCAGCGCGGGAAGGGCCACGGCCCCUGGGCAGCCCGCCUGGCCCCUUCCCGCAGACAGCACCGCGCCAGGGCCACGUCCCUCCCUUCGGGGCUGAGUAACGGGACUGGCAGGAUGGGAGCCCCUGGGGAGACGGAGGCAGAGGGAGGAGGAGGGAGACAGGUGAUGGGGCCCCUGCCUUUCCCUCCCCACCUGCCUCUCACUCCAAGUGGCCGAGAAACAGGGGCGGCGCAUCCGAGGGGCAGCAUCCCGGCCUCGUGGCGCCACCUGGUGGUGAUGGGGAGGAAACACAACGCAAGCGGCCGGGAUGGGAAGGGAAGGGAACUUGAACAGCAGUUGCUGCUCCCCACCCCUGCCUGAGUCCGUGUGUGGCCAGCUCAUCACCCCCGGCUCAGCCAUGCUGCCCUGCUGCCCUUGACCUUGCCUCUGCCACUUCUCCCCGUCGUCUUCUGCUCCUCCCCGCUCGGAGCAGGGUUUCCCCUCCAGAGUGCCGGCCUGGGCCUGAGUCACCGCCGGGGCGGCACACUCUGAGACCAGGGCGAGGACUAGAGCCACAAGUGGCAGGCUCAGGCUCUCUGUGCCUCCUCCAGCCAGGCCUUCCUGGGCUGAUUUUUCCUUCCUGUGAGGAGAGGAUCGGACAGCGGAGCCCAGAGGCUCCUUCCGGGGUGAACGUCCAGAGCCAUAGGCAUCACAUCAUCUCAGACAUUCAUGGCAGGAGAGGCGGCUGCCCUCAAGGUCACCAGGGACCUGAAAGCCGCUGUCUCCGCCAUCCUCCAGGGCUACGGGGGUGGGCAUCGGGUCACAGAUGCCAGCGCGGAGCUGCACGGACUCUGUGGCUGCCUGGAGCGGCUGCUGCAGUUUGACCAGAAGCAGCAGAAGAGCUUCCUGAGACCUCAGAAGGAUUACUGGGAUUUUUUCUGCUCUGCCCUGAGGCAGCAGCGGGGGGACGCAGAGCCAGUCCUCUUUGUCCACUCCCAGGCCAAGCUGAAGACCCCUCUGGGGAAAGGCCGUGCCUUCAUCCGCUUCUGCCUCGCCCACGGACAGCUGGCCGAGUGCCUGCAGCUCUGCCUGCUGAGCACAGAGCUCACCAGGGAAUGGUACGGCGCCCGGAGCCCCCUGGUGUGCCCUGAACUCCGGGAGGACCUCCUCGACACCCUCUACGCUCUCAACGGGGUGGCCUUCGACUUGGACCUGCAGCGGCCGGACCUGGAUGGGGCCUGGCCCAUGUUCUCAGAGUCCCGCUGCUCUAAUUCCAGCCGGACGCAGGGAAGACCCAGAAAAACCAAAGACUCCCCAAAGGAGAUCUCAACUGUCAGUGGAGGCCCCAAAGGAGUCCAGCCAGAGGAGGCACACACCAGCCAGGCCAGCUGUCUGCGGGAUGCACCAGGGGAAGACCGGUUGGCUGGACUCCUCACGUCCCAGCAACACGGGCAUCUGCCUCCCUUUUUGGAAAAGAAGAAAGAAGAUCCUGGAAGCCUCAGGGCCCCCCACAGCAUGCGGGAACCAGAGAGGGAGAAGCUACAGCAAGACCAGGAGAUGGGAUCCCCACGGUCAGGGAUCUGCCUGGAACACUCAGCACCCAGCAUCCCGGGGCUAAGGGAGAGGGCCAAUCAGGCUCUGAAGGAGGUGGUAGAGACAGAGGGUGAGGGCCAAGGGGCUGUGCUGAGUACAGAGGGUCCAAGAACAACAGAGGGGACUCAAGAAAGGGAAGCAGAGUGGGGUCACGACCAGGGGUUGCUGGUCUCCAGCCCCAGAGGGACGAAUGAGAGCUCCAUGUCACGGAACAGGCAGGAGAACAAGGAACCUAGCAUUCUGGGGGAGGCCAGCGUCCUUCGGGGCCUGGGAACAAAGGAAGGCUCCACCACAGAGAAGCCACAGGAACACACAGGAGUGACCGGUGUGGCCAGGAAGGAAGAGCAAGCAGAGGUGGCCUUGCAGGAUGUGGUCAAGACUCUCAGACACAGGCUGCAGAAGACCAAGGAGCAAGCCCUGCACCAGGAGCAGCUGCUGAAGGAGCAGGAGAGGGAGCUGAAGGCACUGCAGGAGCAGCUCAGCAGGUGUCAGGAAGAGCGGGCCGGUCUGCAGGCAGCGCUGGAGCAGAGGCAGCAGGAGGCUGAAAGGAGGGGCGCCGUCUACGAGGAAGAGCUUGCAGGGCAGCGGGACCUGAUCCGUGCCAUGAAGAGGCGGGUGCUGGAACUGAUUCAAUCUCACUAAAAUGAUUGUGAAAGAAUAAAACUACCAACAGAGAGGAAGGUGGAGAAGCCAACCAGAGAUGAGAGAUUCCAGCUAACUUCCAGAAGCCAAAAAAAAAAAAAAAAAAAUGGAUGGAGAAGCCCAGUUAGAACUUCAGGGUCCAGAGACACCAGGCACACAUCUGGCAGAAGUGGGAUGUGCCUAAAUCAGGGAAAUUAACUGAAGAAGUGGAUAGAAAGACCAAUGUAUAGCCCCGGCGUCCAGCCUGCCUCCCCAACUGCACAACACUCAACAGUUGAGGAGCUUAUCUGCAUAGCAAAUAAUUCAAAGGUCCUUAUCUGGAGGAAGUUAGAUAGCCCGAAUAGAAGAGCAGUGUGUUCUGGCUUUUGAGAGACCCACGUGGCAGGUACCUCCCAGCCCAGUGCCCCCUAAAGGGAAGCCUGAGUCAACUACCCUGGCGCUCUGCUUGGAGCUCCAGCAGCUUUAAUGCUUCUUCUUAAAUGUGAAAUGGCAACCAAGUUUUUGUAAGCAUUUGAGUCAGUCUAGAUGAAGAUCAAGGGAGAGAGACAAAGAUAAACAAAGAAAGCUCCAUCUCCCGUGAAACAAGAGUCUGUGAAAAGCGACCACCCAAAGAUGAGAAACAUUCUUGGAAAUUAAAAUAUCACUGAGAUUUUUCUAAAUUCACUAGGAUUGGAAGGGAAAGAUGAGUCAAUCUCUCAGAAAGUAGAAUAAAAAGAAUAGAGAGAUGGGACACAUGAGAGAAAUAUUUAGAGACAUAAAGAAUCAAUCUAGAAGUUCCAAUACCUUCUCCAACUGACAGGAAUUUCAGAGAGAGAGAGAGAGCGAGAGCGAGAGCGAGAGCGAGAGAGAGAGAGAGAGAGAGAGAGAAGAGAUUAUUAGAUAAAAAUAUGAGAGACUUUCUCAGUUCUAAUGGACAUAGAUCAUAAAGAUUUCAUUUAGUGACCAGAACAAUGAAUGAAAAGGGGGGUGGGCACAUCUAGAUACAUCAUUGUGAAAUUUCUAGGAAAACUAUCCUAAAAGAUAGGCCACUUAUGAAAGAAGUAGAACAUAACAAAUUUUAAGAAUCAAUGGUGCAAUACUUUUAAGUUCUGAAAAAAAGCUGAAUUUUGCCCUAGAAUUCUGUGUCCAGCUCAACUAUAGAUUAAGUAGGGGAGGAGAUAGAGGAAAAGACAUUUUCAGACAGAGAGUUCACAGAAAAGUCACCUCCCACACAGUCUUUCUUACGAAGAUAAUUCAGGAUGUGUCCCAGAAAAACAAGGAAGCAAGCCAAGAAAGGAGAAGAUGUGGAAUUCAGGAGUCAAUAGCUCUAAGCCAGGAGAGAACAAAAGGGAAUUCCCGACAUGACUAGUGGGCAGCAAGGCCAGGAGGCAGUCAUUCCAGGCUGCAGCACAAGUAUUGCAGGCCCAGGAGAAAGGUCUCAGGGAAGAAAGAGAAUCAGAAAAAUACCUGAUGUGAAGAAUUGGGGUGGGCAAGAAUAAU